Molecule: messenger RNA, 1275 nt
Organism: Condylura cristata (star-nosed mole)
Lineage: Eukaryota; Metazoa; Chordata; Mammalia; Eulipotyphla; Talpidae
Gene: PTGDR2
Product: prostaglandin D2 receptor 2
Exons: 2
Coding region: 40-1275 (411 amino acids)
Biological process (GO): positive regulation of cytosolic calcium ion concentration; complement receptor mediated signaling pathway; phospholipase C-activating G protein-coupled receptor signaling pathway
Cellular component (GO): plasma membrane
Molecular function (GO): G protein-coupled receptor activity; complement receptor activity
Source: RefSeq, a predicted model, not a curated record
UUCCAGGGCCGGACCUGCCCCUCUGCGCCCAGAGCCGCCAUGUUGGCCAACGCCACGCUGAAGCCGCUCUGCCCCAUUCUGGAGCAGAUGAGCCGUCUGCAGAGCCACAGCAACUCCAGCAUCCGCUACAUGGACCACGUGUCGGUGCUGCUGCACGCGCUGGCGGCGGCGCUGGGCGUGGUGGAGAACGGACUCAUCCUCUUCGUGGUGGGCUGCCGCAUGCGCCAGACCGUGGUCACCACCUGGGUGCUGCACCUGGCGCUGUCCGACCUGCUGGCCUCCGCCUUCCUGCCCUUCUUCACCUACUUCCUGGCCGUGGGCCACUCGUGGGAGCUGGGCACCCCCUUCUGCAAGCUGCACUCGUCCACCUUCUUCCUCAACAUGUUCGCCAGCGGCUUCCUGCUCAGCGCCAUCAGCCUGGACCGCUGCCUGCAGGUGGUGCGGCCCGUGUGGGCCCAGAACCGCCGCUCGGUGGCGGCGGCGCACAAGCUCUGCCUGGCCCUGUGGGCGCUGGCGGUGCUCAACACGGUGCCCUACUUCGUGUUCCGGGACACCAUGCGGCGGCAGGACGGCCGCACCAUGUGCUACUACAACGUGCUGCUCCUGAGCCCCGGGCCGGACCGCAACGCCACGUGCCACUCGCGCCAGAUGGCCCUGGCUGUCAGCAAGUUCCUGCUGGCCUUCGUGGUGCCGCUGGCCAUCAUCGCCUCGAGCCACGUGGCCGUGAGCUUGCGGAUGCGCCACCGCCACGGCAGCCGCACGCGCUCCAGCCGCUUCGUGCGCCUGGUGGCGGCCGUGGUGGCGGCCUUCGUGCUCUGCUGGGGCCCCUACCACGUCUUCAGCCUGCUGGAGGCGCGGGCGCACGCCCGGGAGGCGCUGCGGCCGCUGGUGUGGCGCGGGCUGCCCCUGGUCACCAGCCUGGCCUUCUUCAACAGCGUGCUCAACCCGCUCCUCUACGUGUUCACCUGCCCCGACGUGCUGAGCAGGCUGCGGCGCUCGCUGCGCAGCGUGCUGGAGAGCGUGCUGGUGGACGACAGCGAGCUGGGCAGCCUGGGCAGCCGCCGCCGCCGCGUCUCCUCCUCCACCACCACCGGCAUCGGCGCCGGCACCGCGUCCUCCUCGUCCCGCAGCGGCGGCUGCCUGCCCUCGUUGAGCCCCGCCGGUCUCCCGGGCUGCCUGUCCGGCGGCCGCAGGGCGUCCCCGCAGAGGGGGCGCGCCCGGGCCCUGGACGAGACGGGGCCCCUGAACCCGGGGCCGGGCGCCGCUGCGCAUUAG